AAGAUGAAGUGCUGCAGCAAAUUGCUAGUGUUGCUGUGGAUACUGGAAGCACCUUGGCUACCGUUCCUAUCACAUCAGUAUCGGUUCCGCAAGCACCGCCUGCCAAGCCUGUUCCAGGAUCAGAUGAAUGGCACAAAAUGCGCCGCGAUAACCACAAGGAAGUAGAGCGUAGACGCCGAGAAACUAUUAACGAGGGCAUCAAUGAAAUCGCCAAGGCAGUGCCUAACUGCGAUAAAAAUAAGGGUUCAAUUCUGAGACAGGCGGUCAAGUAUAUUCAAACGAUCCUUGCAGAGAAUGAACGCCUUGCUGCAGAGAAGGAGCUGUUGGAUGCAACUAGGGCGGAGAUGAACGGUUACAUUUUAGAGAAAAGCGUCUCGGAAGCGACUUUUGAAGGCCUCAGUAAGGAACAUGAGAGACUUAAGAAGGAAUAUGAGGAUCUCCGUAAAAAGAUGGAUGAGCUGGAGCCCCAUGCAGCCAAGAAGCAGCGCACGGAAUGAGCUAUGCGAAGUAUUAUGAUCGUGCUGUCUCCGUUAUUACUGCCCCAUAUAAUAAUUUUUUUUUUUGUAGCCUUUCUAUUCGGUUUGUUUCUGCAUACUAUCACACAUCCAUGGGUCGUCAGCACAAUACGACAGCAACAUCAAAUAUAUUUACUCCUCCUUCUCUAGAUAGUACUGUAAAGGACAUAAAAAUAAAAGGUGUCACAUAUUUUUGGGAAGCAAAGGGACUAUGGUAUUAAUAAAGCAAUUUGAGCAGCA
Lobosporangium transversale is the source of this 755-nucleotide messenger RNA. RefSeq lists its product as hypothetical. The record is from RefSeq and is a predicted model, not a curated record. The coding region runs from base 138 to 497 and encodes 119 amino acids. Lineage: Eukaryota; Fungi; Mortierellomycota; Mortierellomycetes; Mortierellales; Mortierellaceae. Gene Ontology annotation, cellular component: nucleus. Gene Ontology annotation, molecular function: protein dimerization activity; DNA-binding transcription factor activity. The transcript has 2 exons.